Porites lobata is the source of this 789-nucleotide messenger RNA. The record is from the annotation of a GenBank genome assembly. Lineage: Eukaryota; Metazoa; Cnidaria; Anthozoa; Scleractinia; Poritidae.
AUGCGAUUGCAAAACACAACACAUCCACAAGGACACCAAUCAACUUUGAUUUCUACGAGCAAAUGCUCAACUCAUCUCUUUCUUCUUAUUUUGGUUUCUUCCUCUCCUUCGAACAUCGAACGGAGGAAAGACAUUCGCAGAACUUGGGGAGCUGACAAUUCUACGAAACCUCGGUGGAAGGCAUAUUUUCUUAUUGCUCAAACGCGAGACAGAAACCUGUCGCAAUCGCUGCUACACGAAGGUGACGCCUUCGGAGAUCUUAUUCGAGCAGAUUACUUUGACGAUUAUUGGAAUCAAACCCUAAAGAUACAAAUGGGUUUUGAAUGGGCUUCCAGAUAUUGUAAUUUCUCCUUUCUUCUUAAAAUAGAUGAUGAUGUUUUUGUGAACAUGAACGCUUUACUUUCCAAUUUAACUAAUCGUAGCAUGCCUAAGUAUAAAUUGUACAUGGGAUUGCUCUGGCAAAAAGUUCCAGUGAGAAGAUAUAAAGGAGACAAAUGGGAAGUGACCAAAGAAGAGUAUGAACCCGACUUCUACCCCGAUUACUGCCCGGGGUUUGGAUUUGUCCUCUCCUUCGAUGUGGUCCAUUCGUUUGUAAACUUAUAUCAAGUUGUAAAGCCGUUUAAAAUUGACGAUGUUUACGUUGGAAUGCUCGCGGAAAGAGCCGGUGUAAAUGGAACAAAUAACCACGGAUUCAAAGAAAAACCGUCUCCUCCUAUCGUCCCUUGUACUUUUGAUAACACAACGUUGUUAUGGCAUGGUAUAACAGGAGAGUGUCUAUUCAAACUUUUU